Alligator sinensis (Chinese alligator) is the source of this 960-nucleotide messenger RNA. It is a transcript of the gene SUCNR1, whose product is annotated as succinate receptor 1. Gene Ontology annotation, molecular function: G protein-coupled receptor activity. NCBI's taxonomy places the organism in Eukaryota, Metazoa, Chordata, Crocodylia, Alligatoridae. Gene Ontology annotation, biological process: G protein-coupled receptor signaling pathway. The transcript has 2 exons. The record is from RefSeq and is a predicted model, not a curated record. Gene Ontology annotation, cellular component: plasma membrane. Bases 1 to 960 code for a protein of 319 amino acids.
AUGCUUCUGGAACAGGAUGCGAAUGAGACAAACUGUUGCUUGGAGAUAAUUAAUAUCCUAGAAAAGUAUUACCUUUCCACCAUGUACAUCCUUGAGUUCAUUUUUGGUAUCAUUGCAAAUAGCAUUGUGGUGUUUGGCUACAUCUUCUGCCUGAAGAACUGGAAAAGUAGCAACAUCUAUCUGUUCAAUCUGUCCUUAUCAGACUUAGCAUUUCUUUGCACUCUUCCAAUAUUGGUGGCAAAAUACUCAACGGACACAUGGACACCUGGGAACAUUUUGUGCCAAAGCAAUAGAGUAUUGUUGCAUGCAAACCUGUACACAAGUAUCCUUUUCCUUACCUUUAUCAGUAUUGAUCGAUAUAUCCUUAUGAAAUAUCCAUUCAGAGACCAUUUUCUGCAGAGGAGAAAAACGGCUGUUUUUAUCUCUGUUGCCAUCUGGAUCUUGGUUAUAUCUGAACUGUUGCCAAUAAUCAACUUCAUUGGAUCUACUGUCAAUGACAAUAAAUGCAUUGAUUAUGCAAGUUCUGGAGUUCCAGAAGAUAACUUGAUCUACAGUUUGUGCCUGACUGUUUUGGGAUUUCUAAUCCCUCUGUGUGUCAUGUGCUUCUUUUACAGGAAGAUGGUUAUUUUUCUUAGAAACCAUAAUGAGCAGCUCAGUGGUUCCCUGCCACUUGAGAGACCUCUUACUUUAGUUGUCAUGGCAGUGGUCAUUUUUUCGCUGCUCUUUACUCCCUAUCAUAUCAUGCGCAAUGUCAGGCUUACCUCCCGCAUACAAUCCUUGAAGCUAUCUGAGUGCACACAAAACAUCAUCAAUGUCAUUUAUAUCAUCACAAGACCUAUUGCAUUUUUAAAUAGUGCAAUUAACCCUGUCUUUUAUUUUCUAAUGGGUGAUCACUUCAGGGAGAUGCUGAUGAAUAAAGUAAGGCACUUCUUAGAAAGAGUGACUAUUAACCGAAAAUGA